CAGGGCUACACAGAAAAACCCUGUCUCGAAAAACAAACAAACAAGCAAACAAACAAACAAAAAAUUCUAAAUGGGACAUCAUUCUCUUUGAGAUAUUGAAGACAUUGCUUGUGUGUCUCACUUGAAUAUUUUAAAUUAUUAAUUCAUCCAUUUGACAUGCAAUCCAGUGUAAUUUGCUGCUGUGAAUUGUAUACAAAAGGACUUUUUGAUAUAAAGACUGACAUGUGACAUGGCUUUUGUGCCUCUUUGAGCCUAUAUUUGUGCAUCUUAGGUUCACUGUCAAAUUUGUGUUGCAGUUGUAUUCCCAUCCUUGUUUAUGGUCAUUAAAAACAAAAACAACUUCUUUCCUCUGAUGUUCCUUGAACUUUAAGAGAGAACUCAUUAUUCUAAUGUUUUUACCCGGAACCUUUGUAGACUUUACACAAUAAUCUUAUAAUAUAGAUGCUACUCUUAGUAUUUUAUAGAUAAGGAAAUGGAGACCCUAUUAAAUUUAAACCCUACUUAACUGUAAGAGGAUAAUGCCUUUUGUGAUACCUUCUUUAUUCCUUUAAAGGCAAGCACUAACUGUAUGAAUUAAUUAUAAUUUUCUGAUUGUCUAUGAUUAUUAAUUUCCACUUUAUGGUAUGUAGAAGAAUGAAACAAGGCAAAAACAGAGGCCCUCGGAUGACAACACCACAGCUCCAUAAACUUAGCAAUGAUUUUUGAAAUGCCUUUGCCCACAGCGGGCAGGAAUAGCAUUGUAUAGGAAGCUUGAUUGUUUUAUCUGCAGCCCUGGGACGCACUAUGUAGACCCCCUGCUUUUGCCCCUUGAGUGCUGGGGUUAAAGGCAUGUACCACCCACACUAUUGGAAACUGAGUUUUUAAAUGCUUUUUUUUUUUUUUCCUUAAGAAGAAAUACUCUUAAGGUUAUAUGGAAUGAUAUUUUAUAUGAACCAAACUCAGAUUUAAAGUGUGUGCAUGGUAAGAAAGAAACUGAAUCUUAGGGCAAAGUUCUUGUAAGAAUAAACCACCAAGUUUAGCUUGAAUGGAGUAAGAUAGGGUAAGGCAAAAGUAAUUUAAUAAAAUGAGAAGAGUUCUUGGGAAUUUUAAAAGUUAGGCAUAAAGAGAUGGUAUAGGUUAUUACUUUUGAAAUAGCAAAUUAUUUGGUUUUAUAUGGACAGAAGUCAUUGGUAGAUUAUGUAUUUUAAACACAGGGGAGAGGAACUGAAGCAGCUAAUGCUUCAAGGGCAUUAAGAAUGCUUCAAGAGUGUGCGGCAUCUUUAUGGUGUCGUUUAAUCUUCUGUGUUGAUUGGCUCACAUUCACGGUGCCUUAAGACUCCUGUAUUCCUCUUAGAAGUAAAACUUACACGUUAAUUCUCUGCUGUAGCAGUGUGAUCCACCAAAAUUGUACUUGAAAAAAUAUCUUUCCUUGUGAAGUUUUAAUCAUGGCCAAGACAAGCAGCAGAUUAGAUAUAAAUCCAGAAGCCUCAGUAAAGAUAAACAGUAUAAUGUUGGGAUCUGUUUUUGAAGUAACCAAAAGCUGGAAAGAGAAGAGUCGGGAGAAGAGGGAGAUGUGGCCAGAUACUACAGAAAUGUAAUAGAUGUAAUGACAGGCUUGUCGUCUUGAGAGAAGAAAGAACCCUAUUCAUCGAGAAUGUCUAAGUAUUGAUCUUGCUUUGUUUUUCUAGAGCACUGAGCGGCUCAGUGCAGGGCAUCGUUUCUUUGAUACAAUCGUAAAGCAUUAGUGGAAUAGCCCUUUAAUCAACUUGUUUUUUAAAGAAGAACCAGUUGUCUGGCUCAGUGCCUUUGCCGUCAGUCUCUCUAUCUGUUUAUUGCUGAUUUGACAGUCUCUGGUCCUCCUUUGCUGUUAAGUGUGUGUGUCCUUUGUUUGUGCUGGUUUGCUACAUUUGGAUGUGAGAGAAAAGCCUGUCUUUGCCAUAUUGGGCUAAUUAGCCUUCUGGGUGAGCAUAUAUAUUAAAUAGACCUUCUGAACCAUGAAAGAAGAGAGUUCACAGCAUCGUAGAUUUUCUUCAUGUACUGGGGUUUCGUCUGUUUUAUUCCCUCCACGAAUUGAUGGCCGAAAGCUUGUCCGGAAUGCUUCGUUUGGAGGAUACAAUGAACUUUCUCCUUCCUUACAAGGUUUUGAAAGAGGAAAAGAAGACAUUUCUCAAAAUAAAGAUGACUCUUCACUUUCAAUGUCAAAGAGCAAGUCUGAAUCUAAACUAUAUAAUGGCUCAGAAAAGGACAGUUCAACUUCAAGUAAGCUCACGAAGAAAGAGUCUCUCAAGGUACAAAAGAAAAACUACCGUGAAGAGAAGAAGAGAGCCACAAAGGAGUUACUCAGCACCAUCACAGACCCCUCGGUCAUUGUCAUGGCCGACUGGCUGAAGAUCCGUGGUACCCUGAAGAGCUGGACCAAGCUGUGGUGUGUGUUGAAACCUGGGGUGCUUCUGAUCUAUAAAACACAAAAAAACGGUCAGUGGGUUGGAACAGUCCUUCUGAAUGCUUGUGAGAUCAUUGAACGUCCAUCAAAAAAGGAUGGCUUUUGUUUCAAGCUUUUCCAUCCUUUGGAGCAGUCUAUUUGGGCAGUGAAGGGUCCUAAAGGUGAAGCCGUAGGCUCCAUAACUCAGCCUCUACCUAGCAGCCACUUGAUUAUCAGAGCUACUUCAGAGUCAGAUGGAAGGUGCUGGAUGGAUGCUUUGGAGCUGGCUUUGAAGUGUUCCAGUCUCCUUAAGCGGACCAUGAUGAGGGAGGGGAAGGAGCAUGACCUGAGCAUCUCCUCGGACAGCACACACGUGACACUGUAUGGCUUACUGCGCGCUAACAAUCUCCACAGUGGUGACAACUUCCAGUUGAAUGACAGUGAGAUCGAAAGACAGCACUUUAAGGACCAAGACUUGUACUCUGAUAAAUCUGACAAGGAGAAUGACCCGGAGCAUGAUGAGUCUGACAACGAGGUGCUGGGGAAGAGCGAAGAGAGCGACACAGAUACGUCGGAAAGGCAAGACGACUCGUACAUCGACCCUGAGCCUGUGGAGCCCUUAAAGGAGACCACCUACAUGGAGCAGAGCCACGAAGAACUGGGAGAGGCAGGUGAGGCUUCUCAAACGGAAACUGUGUCUGAAGAAAACAAAAGUCUUAUCUGGACGCUGCUCAAGCAAGUCCGUCCCGGCAUGGAUCUAUCCAGGGUGGUUCUUCCUACGUUUAUUUUGGAGCCCCGUUCUUUCCUGGAUAAGCUUUCAGAUUACUACUACCAUGCAGAUUUCCUGUCUGAAGCUGCUCUGGAAGAAAAUCCGUAUUUCCGUUUGAAGAAAGUCGUGAAAUGGUAUUUGUCAGGAUUUUAUAAGAAGCCAAAGGGACUAAAGAAACCAUAUAAUCCUAUACUUGGUGAGACUUUCCGAUGUUUAUGGAUUCAUCCCAGAACAAACAGCAAAACUUUCUAUAUUGCUGAACAGGUGUCCCAUCACCCACCAAUAUCUGCCUUUUAUGUCAGUAACCGAAAAGAUGGGUUUUGCCUUAGUGGUAGCAUCCUGGCUAAAUCCAAGUUUUAUGGAAACUCGUUGUCUGCCAUAUUGGAGGGAGAAGCCCGGUUAACUUUCUUGAACAGAGGCGAAGAUUACGUCAUGACAAUGCCAUAUGCUCACUGUAAAGGAAUUCUUUAUGGCACAAUGACCCUGGAGCUUGGUGGGACUGUCAAUAUUACCUGUCAGAAGACUGGAUACAGUGCGAUACUUGAAUUUAAACUAAAGCCAUUUCUAGGGAGUAGUGACUAUGUUAAUCAAAUAUCAGGGAAACUUAAAUUGGGAAAAGAAGUCCUAGCUACUUUGGAAGGCCAUUGGGAUAGUGAAGUUUUUAUUAAUGACAAAAAGACUGAUAACUCAGAGAUUUUCUGGAAUCCGACUCCUGACAUUAAACAGUGGAGAUUAAUAAGGCACACUGUAAAGUUUGAAGAACAGGAUGAUUUCGAAUCAGAGAAACUCUGGCAACGAGUGACAAAAGCUAUAAAUGCCAAAGACCAAACAGAAGCUACUCAAGAAAAGUAUGUUUUGGAAGAAGCUCAAAGACAAGCUGCCAGAGAUCGAAAAACAAAAAGUGAAGAAUGGGUUUGUAAGUUAUUUGAACUUGACCCGCUCACUGGAGAAUGGCACUAUAAGUUUUCAGAUACUCGACCAUGGGACCCACUUAAUGAUAUGAUACAAUUCGAAAAAGAUGGAGUUAUCCAGACCAAAGUGAAACAUCGCACUCCGAUGGUUAGUGUUCCAAAAAUGAAACAUAAACCAACAAGGCAACAGAAGAAAGUGGUAAAAGGCUAUUCUUCCCCAGAACCUGACAUCCAGGAUUCAUCUGGAAGUGAAGCUCAAUCUGUAAAACCAAGUACACGAAGGAAGAAGGGGAUAGACCUGGGAGACAUUCAGAGUUCCAUUGAGUCUAUAAAGCAAACACAGGAAGAGAUUAAAAGAAAUAUUAUGGCUCUUCGAAAUCAUUUACUUUCUAGUACACCUGCUACGGAUUAUUUUCUGCAACAGAAAGACUACUUCGUCAUUUUCCUUCUGAUUUUGCUUCAAGUCGUAAUAAACUUUAUAUUUAAGUAGAAGUUCUCAACAUUGAAUCCAUGAACUAGAAAGAUUAGAUGUGAUCUGGGACCAUUGUUCAAAUUGGCUUGCUCUUUAUUAAAGCAUCACAACAAACAAAAUUAGGAGAUAAACGUAGAAAUGUCUACCUACUUUUCACAUCUUUUAUCCUUAACCCAAAACAAGAGCUACUGUGUUUGGUUACUACAAUUCGGCUGUGUGUUAAGUGCCAGAACACUUGUAUGAGACUGUGCCUACACGUGAGUAUAGUGGACCCACGUGUGUAUAAAGAGCUCUUCCCUGACAGCAGUUCCUGUGUUCUACAGUGUGCUGUGAAGAAUUCUGAUACCAGUGUUCAUAACAAAGAUGCCGUCACUCCUAUAAAUACAUCUAGGGUCAACUAUUGUCUUCAGAAGACCGGCAUAUAAGUUUCAUUAGGGAAUUACAGUGGGAAAAUGAUAGAUAAUAGACAUAUUAUGAGUAAUUCAAUACAUUAUACUGUUAAAACCAUCUCCAAGUUACCUAGUUCAGUUAGUCGUCUUAGAUACACCAAGAAAAAAUAUGUGGGUGAUCAGAAUUAAUAUAUUGUAAGGGACAAGUAGAAAUUUUUUAAGAGUUUACACAAGAUUUUCUAACCCCUAGCAUUUAAUGUUACAGAUAUAGGUGAAUACAUAGUUAUGUAUAUAUAUAUAUAUACAUAUAUAUCAUAUUAAAGACUGGUAAGCAGCUACAUGGAUCUAUAUGUUACAAUCCCAACUUAAGCACUUGCUGAAAAGGAACGGUCAGAGGUGUUUAAGUAGGUUAUGUGAAAUCCUGAUGAUUUGGUGUUUUCUUCAUGAAAAACUUUUUAGCUUUCAUUUAGACACAAGAGUGCUCAAGGAGUAAAUAGAAGAGAAAAUGUAAUAUCUUACUUCAAAAGUCAAAAAAGGUGGUAAGAACAGACUGCAGUGGCCUUUAAGACAUUAAAAUAAUUUUGCUUAAAUGUACAAUAAGUUGAGCAUUGGAGAAUAUCAAGUUACGAAGUUUAUCAUCUCCUUCCAUCGUCCUGUGGCAAGCCACAGUUCUGUACAAGUCUUUCUGUUCUGGCUCAGGCAAAUUUUGUUCCUAAGAGGUUUUGCCUAUUUAUUUAGUUUAAUAAUUGUGUUUUUACAUAAAUAUUUAUUAUUAUCAAAAACACUUCUUUAAAAGGUAGUUAAGUUUUGAAACAUCAUAAAAUGUAGAUUGUUCAAACUACAGGUUUUAGAAGGGUUUGUUGAGUGACAACUAAGAAAGAGCUGCUGUCUGGCUACAUCGGCCUUCAGCUGAGAAGGGAUUGAGAUACAAGAAAAGCUAACUCUGCUGUGAGAGGACAGCUACAGUGCUCACCCUGAAAGCCUCUUUCUGAUGAAUAUAGGUAUCCUUAUGUUCCUAUGAACAGCCUUUUACAAUGUGGUGUUAGCAAAACAAUGCUGUAUUUCAUAUGAAAAUAUUUUAAACUUUUAACAGCAUAAGCAAGAUGUACCUGUAUCCAGUAUUUCAUUAUGGAGUUUUGGGUUAUAUUUCAUAUUUGUCAAUAUAUUGUUUGUAUUCAUAUUCUACUACCAAUAUUAUGCUCAACUGCCUAUUCAUUGAUGUGAUAUUUUGUAAAUAUUGUACAAUUUGAUCUUUAUAUGAUUUUAAAUUACUAUUAAUUUAUAUUAUAUAUAACUUGAUUGGUUGAUCACGAAAAGUCUUUUCAUUGUUAAACCCUGAAAUGUAAAAUUGUUGGUGACAUGCCUUAGAGCUCUUUCUUAAUCCUUUGUGUUGUUUGUGACCUGAACAGUGCUUUAUUUGUGUUGAUAUCCACAACUGGAAAGGUAAUUGUUGGGUUUUUUUAAUUUCACUUUAGAGCUUGUGUUAAUGGAUCCUUACCCAAGGAGUCAGAAGCUAAUGAGCAGGGUGACUGUUUCUUAUACACUGAAAACUUAUGUUCAAUCAAGGAGUCAGAAGCUAAUGAGCAGGGUGACUGUUUCUUAUACACUGAAAGCUUAUGUUCAGUCAAACGCUUUUCUGAUGCUUUUAGUUGUAUGAGUUUCCUUCUGUGAACCGAACACAAAACUCAGGAAUUGGAGGAUUCAUAAUGUAAGUCCUUUAAACAACAUAUAAUUGAACUUGCGUUUAGCCAGUGUGUGACUGACCUCGAACAAUCUGAUCUAAGGGUUAACUUUCUUCAUAAAUGGAUUCAUAAUGUAUAUGUGACAAACUGUUCCAAACUUGGUGAAAACUCAUUGUGCUUUCUAGGGUUUCUGACUAUGACCAGUUUUUUUUCAUCUAUCCAAAACUUCAUUUUCUCACAUAAAAAUUUAGAUAACCUCAAUUAUUGACACAGUUGUUAAAUGUCUUUAGUUUUCUGCCAUUUAGUGAGAUAUUGCUGGCUAAGACAAGACGAUAACAGGCAUGUGUGAUGUUAGUGUGCUGCAGCAAUCGAUUUAACUUGUAAUUCCUACCACUUCUGUCUCUAGUAUGACUUGGAAAGCGGCAGUGGUCAUCUUUUUCACAGCUCAGUUGACAGCUGCAUUCCCUUAAAAAGUUGGCCUUGUGAAAUACAAUCCUCAUUUAAUAUUUCAUGCUUUUGUGCCUUUAAGGAAAUAUUUUUGUUAUUUUUUUGUUACAGAACCAUAAUGUGUUCAAAGUGUUUGUAGCUUAUUUGUCAUAAAAGGGUCAUUUGUCUGGGUCACUGUGUUUCCUUUUAUCUAGCUGAAGAAUAUGUAAACAGUAAUGCCGUACUUUUAUAAGGGUUUGUGUAGCUAUUUCAAAUAUAUUCAUACUCAGACAUCAAUGAAGUAAACUUGUCAGAUUGCUCUGAGUAUUGUAGACAGUGCCUUUUUGAUGGAAUUCACACUGUUUUCGGGUGUCAACUUGUGCCAUAUUCACAGAAUUUUGUGGAAGGCAGUUUUAACUUUUUGAAGAAUAUCAUCAUCAAAAUUUUAAAAAACAAAUGUAUAAAACUUCAUCUUUUUUCAGUGUUUAGCAUUUCUAGUCAGCAGUAAAUAGUCUGGUUUUGCUUUUGUUUUUGUCUUAUUUCAGGUAUGAUGGCAUACAUACGCGAUGAGCCCUACCCGAGACUGUAGCCUAUUACAUUAAAUAUAAAUAAAGAACAUGUUCAUGUUUA
This is a messenger RNA of Mus caroli (Ryukyu mouse), 7680 nucleotides long. RefSeq names its product oxysterol binding protein like 8 (gene Osbpl8). Gene Ontology annotation, cellular component: membrane; cytosol; cortical endoplasmic reticulum. Gene Ontology annotation, molecular function: cholesterol binding. NCBI's taxonomy places the organism in Eukaryota, Metazoa, Chordata, Mammalia, Rodentia, Muridae. The record is from RefSeq and is a predicted model, not a curated record.